This is a messenger RNA of Nelumbo nucifera (sacred lotus), 2816 nucleotides long. The record is from RefSeq and is a predicted model, not a curated record. NCBI's taxonomy places the organism in Eukaryota, Viridiplantae, Streptophyta, Magnoliopsida, Proteales, Nelumbonaceae.
GGUCCUCCUUUCUUACACUACCAAUAUUUUGAUAGUGUCGGCAACACCAACUUUCUCCGGGGAAGAGAAGAGAAGGAGCGUGCUGAUUGCUGAGAGACGAAAUCACAUCCUCUGUAGUCUGUACCCCCUCUCUCUCUCUAUCCCUUGCCCUCCCUCUCUCUGUCUCAAACACCGGAACGGAAAGGGAAUUAAAAAAAAAAAACCGAAAAUCCACCGAAUUCCGGCUCCGCACCUUCUGAUAGCUGAGACGCCUUCCGAUCUGCCCUGAUUCUCGUUGCCCUAGAUUUCCUAUCUCGUUGGAUUUCCAAUCUAAAAUAUCUAGAUCAUCAGUCUCUCCUCGAUCUUCUGAUAUUUUGGUCGGUACCAUCGAAUUCCUAUUUCUAUUUUUAGCUUUUGGGGGUUCUCUAAAUCCGAUCCAGAACAAUUGGAUCGGGUUUCAAUGGCAGCCGCUCGACGCCUCCGAGACCUGCAAUCGCAGCCAGGCAACAAGAUUUGUGUUGAUUGCUCACAGAAAAAUCCACAAUGGGCGUCUGUAUCAUACGGCAUCUUCAUGUGCCUUGAAUGUUCUGGCAAGCACCGCGGUCUCGGCGUUCACAUCAGCUUCGUCCGAUCUGUGACCAUGGACUCCUGGUCCGAGAUCCAGCUCAAGAAGAUGGAAGCCGGCGGCAACGAGCAACUCAACGCGUUCCUCUCUCAAUACGGGAUCCCUAAAGAGACGGAUAUCGUCACAAAGUACAACACCAAUGCUGCCAGUGUUUACCGCGAUAGAAUUCAAGCUCUAGCUGAAGGGCGUCCGUGGCGUGAUCCUCCAGUCGUUAAAGAAACGUUAGGGAUUGGGAAGAAGAAGCCUCCACUGGCGCAGGGUGGCGGUGGUGGUGCCAAAGAUGCUAAUUUGGGGAGUAAUGGAGGUUGGGAUAGUUGGGACAACGAUGAUAGUUUUCGGUAUUCGGAUAUACGGCGGAAUCAGUCUACAGGGGAUUUUAGGAGUGGUGGUGGUAAUGGUGGCGCGAGAGGAAUGCCUGCAAGAUCAAGGUCGACCGAGGAUAUUUACACGAGGUCUCAGUUGGAGGCUUCAGCUGCAAACAAAGAGAGCUUUUUCUCAAGGAAAGUUGCCGAGAACGAAUCUCGGCCUGAAGGGGUUCCGCCUUCUCAAGGGGGAAAGUACGUAGGGUUUGGAUCUACACCUCCGCCAACUCAACGGAAUAAUUCGCAAGGGGAUGUUAUUAGGAAUACCGUGUCUGUUGUUUCUCAGGGACUUGGUAGGCUAUCUAUUGUUGCUGCUUCUGCUGCUAAUGUUGUCCAAGCAGGAACAAAAGAGUUCAGUUCCAAGGUAAGAGAUGGAGGCUAUGAUCACAAGGUAAAUGAGACAGUAACUGUGGUCACUGCAAAAACUACUGAGAUUGGGCAAAAGACCUGGGGAAUUAUGAAAGGAGUCAUGGCAAUGGCUUCACAGAAGGUUGAAGAAUACACAAAAGAAGGCAUUAAUUGGAAGGCUGAUAACUGGCAGCGAAAUGAUAAUGAGAAGAAUGGCUAUUAUCAGGAGUUCAGGCAGGAGAGCAUGGGGUGGAAUUCUUCUGGAGGAGGGUACUCCUCAUCGGGUAGACAGUUCAACUCUGUCAGUUCUGGCUCUUGGGAUGACUGGGACAACAAAGACGAUAGAAAAGACGAGUCCAGAAAGGGAGCAUCAUCUCAGAAUGGUGACAGUUGGGCUGGGUGGGAUGAUGCUAAAGAUGAUGACUAUGACAAUUUCUACGUAGGCUCUUCAAGUAAGAGACUGGAGGGUCAGAAUGGGAAAUCAGAUACCCGGUGGACGAAGGGUGGUUUCUUGUAAGGUCAUCUCAAGCAAACCAAGUAGGGGAUUCUUAGGUUGAGGAAAUCGGUCAAGAGCUCCUCCAUCUCCAUGAGGGUUUAACUAGCGCAUGGAAGAAGAAAUGAUGUGGUGGCAAUGAUCCAUUUCCAUUACACAAGUUCUGUUUUAUUCUAUGGAAUAAGCAUAAGACCAUAGGCCAGUGGAAAAUUCGUUCUUUUCAAUAUCAUAUAGGUAAAUUAUAAAGAUUCCCCCUAUACUAUAGGGUGACCUCCCUGUACUUUGUUUUACCACAAAGACUAUGACCGUGUCGAAAUAUGCCGUUGCAAUAUUUUUUAAUCCCCACCCUUUAAGAAAAACACUAUUUUAUCUUCUCUGACCUCACGAUAUAGGAAUAGUAGCAGCGGCAGUAAUCCAAUCAGCAAAGGAGACAUCAACAAAGAAGGGGAAGAGAUUUUCGUCCCUCCUCUCAACUUUGCCAUGAUCGAUAGUGGCGUCUUCCAUUCUAGAUUCUCAGACACAGCGAACUUGGGGAGAGAUGUCAAUUAAUUGACGUCGGUGUUGCCAACGCCGACGGGGACACAUAAUUCACUUUGAUCCUGUGCUUACCAGGAUACCGACUGGCAGACCACACUCCGGCAAAGGGGAUGGCGAGAGAAUGACAACUCGAAGCGGGAGCUCUAUUGGGGCGCAAUGGACCCCUUGGCAUCGGGCAAAGACGAUAUGCGAGUUUCAGGAGAAGCCUAUACGCCUCCAGUGCAUCGUAUCACCAACAACUACACAUUGCGGGGAGCUUCAAAGCUAACAGGGUCAACUUGUUCACCAUCGAGCAAAAGAUGACGCAGAGCUUAACGGUAAUGGAAGAGCACGACCAAAUCGCAGUUGCUUGACAAAAGGUUAAGCCAUUUCUCAGACAGCGAGCCAACCCAAGACAUGGGCUUAGCUAUUGAGAGCAAAACUUUUUGUAAAAGGACCGAGAUGAAAAUGAGCCACCGACGUCGAAACUCUA